Messenger RNA from Saxophila tyrrhenica, 1677 nucleotides. RefSeq lists its product as uncharacterized. NCBI's taxonomy places the organism in Eukaryota, Fungi, Ascomycota, Dothideomycetes, Mycosphaerellales, Extremaceae. Gene Ontology annotation, biological process: microtubule anchoring at mitotic spindle pole body. The transcript has a single exon. The coding region runs from base 1 to 1677 and encodes 558 amino acids. Gene Ontology annotation, cellular component: MWP complex; mitotic spindle; microtubule organizing center. Gene Ontology annotation, molecular function: protein binding. The record is from RefSeq and is a predicted model, not a curated record.
AUGGCGCUCUCUACAACCUGUCAGGGCGCACAUACAACACCAUCUCCGUCAGGCCAUUACCUCGCGUCCAUUCCACCAGGUACCAACAAACUCCGUAUCCACACCACCCACGCGCCGGAUCGCUGUACGGACGUGUCUCUCCGCAUCUCAGCCAAAGAUAUCACUGGCCUGCAAUGGAACUCGGAAAGCAAUCGCAUCGUUGUCGCGAGCGCGAAGUUGAUCGAGGUGAUUGACCUGGAUGACGCCGACCACCGCAUUCGGCUCGACAAUGGCAGUGGCGGCUUUGGGCGAUUCGCGAAUGCUGAGUUCGUGGGCAGUGAGUUGCUCCUCGUUGUAUGGGAGUUUGGGAAGGCCAAGCUAUGGGAUUUGACGACUGGAAAGGGAGUAGAUUUGGCAGAUGUGAAGGGAUCGUGCGCUGGCGCGAGAUGGCAGUUGCGGCCGGGACGAGAGGGGAGGACUGGAACUCUUGCGCUGCUCUCCAGAAUUGGAGCUGAGGAUGUCUUGAACUUGUAUCUACCAGCGACGCAAAAGCUGGUCGGUGCUGUCAAGCUACCCACUGUGGAUGCUCAGUCGAUUGCCUGGUCACCGAACGGAAGAUGGAUUGGUGUGUUGGAUGUGGGUACUGCGAGCCGGGGCGUCCAUUUCUUGACGCCAGACGGAAAUCUAUAUCGCUCUUAUCCGGCGGCGAAAGAAAGCGAGACGCUCGGAUUGGGCAUCAAGGCGAUAGUUUGGGCUCAAAACUCGCAGCUGGUGGCCUUGACGCGCUUUGAUGGGAGCAUUGUGCUGCUGAACACGAGGACGUUCGCGCCUAGGGCGGUGAUCGAGCACACGACUACCAUUGACCAACGGGCGAACACAUCAUCUGAGCUGCAAGCACCAAUCUGGGAAGAAACUGUUCCAGCAUCCGGUGAGCGAUCCUACGCAGUCGUUCCGCAACCUUUUUCUCCGCCUCUCUCACGUACCAAAACCACCACCGAGCCAGCAGAGCUAGGCAUAGCAGAAGCAACCUUCAGCUGCGACGGCAGCUGGCUUGCCACACGAGAUGAGCGCAUGCUCAACACCGUCUGGAUCUGGAACAUGGCAACCCUCAACGCGCACGCCGUCCUCGUCCAACACAGCAACGUCCGAAAACUCCACUGGCACCCCACGCGACCGGAUGAACUCCUCCUCGACUGCGGCGAAGGCAUCGCCCACUUCUUCUCCCCAAUCUCCUCGAACCCGCCAACGAUCAUCCCGGCCUCAAUCUCACCCACCGCAACACUAUCCUACCUCCACAGUCCCUUCGACUCAAACCCAGCAGUCCUCGCAACAACCAAAUCCAUCUUCCGCAUCCUCCACCCCUCAGGGCAGCUCGAAGACCCUCCCACCCCACCACCACAUCGCGAGCCCGCCUCAUCCUCAUCCUCAAAUCCAGCAAAAGCCGCAGCAGAAGCCGAAGCCUCUUUCAUCUCAGGCGCAAGCGAAGACUCCCUCUUCGACGUCCUGUCCGGCCGCAAACCCCUGCCGCCUAAGACCGAUCAAUCGUACACCGAACGUAUCGAUUUCGAAGUCGAGACGGAGGAGGAUACGAGUACGGGGGUGGAUGAUACGUUUCGCGAGAAACGCACGAAUACUACCAAGCCGCAGCAGGUGGAACGGGGGGUGGUGGAUUGGGAGGAUGAUUCGGAGAUUUUUUGA